CGGUUUGGUAGGUGGGUUUGUCAAAGGGGGAAAGAAUGCGAAGCUGUGAUUGGUCAAAUCAGAGGGACGUUAUCCCAAAACCCGCCUCUUUCAUGGGAUAAUGGAAUAUGAUUGGAUAUUUAGGGAGACAUAGAGGAAAACUGGGCAGGGCACAUUUGACAGCUGAUAGCCUAUGCUAGCUAGCGUGUUGUUAUCCAAUAACCACCACCUGUGACAAUAAUCAUUUCCAGUCAAACAGCACUGUUACACAUAUUGUUGGAUAUAAAACAAAAAGACAUUUCGUUUAAUUUAAAUGCGUUUUGAGAGAAUUUGAAAAAGGAAGCUCACUGGGAAAUAUUUUUUAACUACAGUACCCACAAUUCAGCUGCACAGUACGCAACGUCUACGUAAAACGUCGAAGUCACAACAAGGAAGUAGAUGCUUAUGGUACCUGAAUUUCUUGUGCUAGCUAGUUAAUCUUCUUAGACAGAGGGACAGUUGGUUUUGUUAAAGGACGCACUUAAAGAUUACGUUGAUCUUGUUUUGUACCACAAAGCCUCAAUCUGUCAGGUUCUCUGGAUUUCUAAUAGGCCAUCUACGAAGACAAAGUGGAAGUUAUAUCAGAUGAAUAGGUAAAAUGGUAGUGGAUAGUUCUGCUCUCCCAUUCAUUCACCAAUGAGACAGCGUCCCCCGUUUUUAAUUCAACAGACCCGGCUCGGUGUUGACACUCAACAUGAGGAUGAUCACCUUCUUCCUGGUUGGACUGAUAGUCCAUGUGGUCUUCUUCCUCUCUAUCUUUGACAUCUACUUCACCUCUCCCCUGGUCCAUGGCAUGACACCCCAGGCCACCCCGCUGGCACCCCCUGCCUCCAGACUGGUGUUAGUGGUGGGCGAUGGUCUCAGAGCAGACAGUCUCUUCACACUCCUGCACAAUGGCUCAUCCAGGGCUCCAUACUUGAGGAAUGUGAUAGAGGAAAGGGGUACCUGGGGUGUGUCACACACACGCGUGCCCACUGAGUCUCGUCCCGGUCAUGUUGCUCUCAUCGCUGGCUUCUAUGAGGAUGUUAGUGCUGUUGCUAAAGGGUGGAAGGAGAAUCCUGUAGAGUUUGACUCUGUGUUUAAUGAGAGCAGACACACCUGGUGCUGGGGCAGCCCUGAUAUUCUGCCCAUGUUUGCCAAAGGUGCCAGUGGAGACCAUGUGUAUACCCACACAUACCCAGCAGAGGAGGAGGACUUUGCCUCCACAGAUGCCUCCAGGCUGGACAGCUGGGUGUUCACUCAAGUCAAAUCAUUCUUUCAGUCAGCAAAGUCCAACUCUAGUCUAAGGGCCAGUCUGCUCGAGGAUAAGAACAUCUUCUUCCUGCAUCUGCUGGGCAUCGACACAAACGGACAUGCUCACAGACCAGUGUCACAGGAGUACCUGGACAAUAUUGGUCUAGUAGACACUGGUAUAGCUGAGCUGGUGUCUAUAGUAGAAGACUUCUUUAAUUAUGAUGGCAGAACGGCCUAUGUGUUCACGUCUGAUCAUGGCAUGACAAACUGGGGUUCACACGGUGCAGGCCAUCCCUCUGAGACACUCACCCCUUUAGUGGUGUGGGGAGCAGGAGUUCAGAAUGCCCACAGAGUGACUGAACCCCAAUCAUACAAUGAUGGGUACCUACAAGAUUGGAAACUGGAGCACCUUCGUAGAGUUGACGUCAAUCAGGCAGACAUUGCACCCCUCAUGGCUUCUCUCAUUGGUGUGCCCAUUCCUGUUAACUCUGUUGGUGUGUUACCUCUUCUCUACCUCAACAACAGUGACCAGUUCAAGGCAGAAACCAUGUACACUAAUGCUAUUCAAGUACUAGAGCAGUUCAAGAUGAAAAUGACCCAGAAAAAGGAGACGACCUUGUCUUUUCUCUUCACCCCAUAUCAACUACUGACUGAGUCAAAACAAGCAGAAUUCAUCCACAAGGCAAGAAUACUGAUUCAGCUGGAGAAGUAUAAUGAAGCUAUCUCUCUGUGCCAGUCUCUCAUAUCCCAUGCUCUGGAGGGCCUGGUCUACUACCACACCUAUGACAGGUUCUUCCUGGGUUGCAGUGUGGUUCUGGGAUUUGUAGGCUGGACCUCAUAUGUUGUCCUAGUCAUACUGAAGACUCAUGCUGGCCUCAACAGACAUCCCAGUCUCCUCAAACAGAUUCCCAGCCAUACCCUCGCAAGGCUGUGUAUAUGUGUGACAGUGGUGAUCACCAUGUUCCUGCUUAUCCAAAGGAGCCCUGUUACCUACUAUAUUUACUGCCUGCUGCCUGUCCCUGUAUGGUACUCUGUUCUCAGAGAGUCUGGGACUCUAACAGAUUUGAUUCGCUCAGCACCCUCUCUGCCACUGUGGAAAUGUCUUGGCUAUUUUGUGCUGGUGGCGUUUGGGAUCGAACUAUUGGUGGUGAGUUUCUUCCAUCGCGCCAUGCUGACUGUGGGCCUGGCUGUCCUCUCUGUCUGGCCCUUUCUGUCGGGACUUUUUGGCAAGGCCAAGUUCCGUUCACUGAGCUGGUUUCUGGGCUGUCUGUGUUUGGCUGCUUUCCCCCUGAUGCCAGUUGUGGGUAGAGAGCCUAUCAUACAUCUGGUUACCUGCGCAGGUAUACUCACUCUCUUCACUUCAGCCUGUUACCUCUGGUCAUCACGACACAGAGCGCCACUGCGUCUCAGUGACAGACAGCAGUUUGUCACCCAGAUGAUCCAUGUGGCCGUGUGUGCAUACGUGCCAUACCUCACACACUCCAGCCUACAGCAGAAACAGGGACUGCCACUUCUUAAUCAGAUCAUCAGCUGGACCACAUUAGCAUCUUCUAUGAUAGUUCCAUUGUUGAGCUCUACACGUCUUUUCCACCGACUUCUCAGCAUUUUCCUCUCUCUCACAGCCACAUAUCUGCUGCUCAGCACUGGGUCAGAGGCCUUGUUCCCCCCUGUGUUAUCUUGGUUGAUGUUUGUGUGGAUCAACAUAGAACAGGAAGCUAUGCUCGCUCAGGGUGUCUCUGGCAGACAAGAGCUGUCCACUAUUGAUUUCUCCGCUAACAUCGACAUCACCAAGAUCCGACAGCUGAAGCUGGAUGAUAUCAGAAGGUCUUACUUUUUUGUGUUUUUUAUAAUAACCGCUUUCUUCGGCACAGGGAACAUAGCUUCCAUUAACAGUUUUGACCCAGCAUCUGUUUAUUGCUUCCUCACUGUCUUCAACCCCUUCAUCAUGGGUGGACUGAUGAUGUGGAAGGUUAUCAUUCCGUUCAUAAUUGUAAUGUGUACAUUUGAGACCAUCCAAGUUGCAACGCAGCUCUCAUCAAGAAGUUUGUUCCUCAUUGUCCUGGUCAUCUCCGACUUGAUGGCUCUGCACUUUUUCUUCCUGGUGCAGGACUAUGGCAGCUGGCUGGACAUAGGCACAAGCAUUAGCCAUUAUGUGAUAGUGAUGUCAAUGACCAUCUUCCUAAUGUUGCUCAGUGUGGUCACACAUAUCUUCACCACACAAAGACUCAUCCUGUGGAGGAGACCCAAGAUGCACUUCCCCUAAAGAGACAUGUGUUUGUGUGUCCAUGUGCACACACAGGUUUAACCAAAUAUUUAGUAUUUAUUUGACUUUUAGAUACUUUUCAUAUAGUGUUUGCCUUAAUAAACAAGAGUUUAUUUACAUAAGAUAUGGGAUUUUUUUUAGGACUCAACUAAUUAUGUAGUGCUGUGCAAAACUCUCUCUCACACCAAUUGGAUACAUUUUUUUUGGAGUGUUGGAAAUCCCCUCUUAUAUGUCCUUAUAAGCCAGAACUGCUUGAAGAAUGUACCACAUGACUACCUGUGAAAAUGACAGUUAACUACAGAGAAUUUCAUCAGGUCUACAUACUCAGUAGACAAGUUCUUCUUAGUACUUGCUGUCCUCCUUCUUCUUAAUGUUAAGUGUCACAGUGUGAUUUUAAGUGAUAAACACUGACAACUGCUAAAUGGUUUAAAUAGGAUAUUUUCAGAGUGGUAAAGACUUUUGCACAGUACUGUUUGCACUGCAUUUUUUUGUACACCCUGUCUCUGUUUCAGUGGCAUUGUUUUUGCAUGAAUCAUUGAUGAACUGACAAAGGCUACUUGAAUAUUUGACCAUGAAUUAUGUCUGUGCCAAGGGUGCUGAUUUAUGAGCCACCAAAGAAUGAUAACUUGAUGACUCUUUAAGUAUAUUUCCUGUAAAGCUGCCUAAAAUGUAUACUUGUAUACGUAUAAGGAAAAGGGAUGUUAUUUGAAUUUAUUGUGACUAUGUACUAAUAAAACAAAAGGAGUGGGAUGGAAACAGGGACUUGUGUGUUGUACCACUGCAACCAUUAACAAAAUGAAACCAGAUGCCAGCGUAGUUGUGCUUUGUGUUUGAACAGCAAGUUAACCAUAGCCAUGACCUCAAAGUAGAAAAAGCUCUUUGCCCCCAGUAGAGUUUGAGUACCCAAUGGCCAGCAUUUGGCUUGUGGUUGCAUUUGGAAUCUAAAAAUGUAGCGAUGUGCUGCUAUGGUUAUUAUAUUUUCUCUGAUGAAACAGAACAAAAUUAAAAAAAAAAAAACUUA
Dicentrarchus labrax (European seabass) is the source of this 4535-nucleotide messenger RNA. RefSeq names its product phosphatidylinositol glycan anchor biosynthesis, class N (gene pign). Bases 713 to 3514 code for a protein of 933 amino acids. Gene Ontology annotation, biological process: GPI anchor biosynthetic process. Lineage: Eukaryota; Metazoa; Chordata; Actinopteri; Moronidae. Gene Ontology annotation, molecular function: mannose-ethanolamine phosphotransferase activity. Gene Ontology annotation, cellular component: endoplasmic reticulum membrane. The record is from RefSeq and is a predicted model, not a curated record. The transcript is spliced from 29 exons.